GGCGGUGCAGCUGCGUCGCAUUGCGUUUUGCGGUUGCAUUGGUGUCUCGCACGCACGCACGCGGCUUGGUUUUUGCCGCAUAAAUAUUUCUGCAGCUGCUGCCUGUCCCUGAGUUGUACCCACUCUGUUUAUGGUGGUUUUUUUUUCCCUCUCUCAUCCUCUUCUUCUCCACCCCACCUACCUCCCCUCCCCUGCAGCGGCUCUCUGCCUGAUCCUGAUUUCCCCAAUUGAGGCCAGGGAGGGAAGAGGCGAGCGCCUGCACUGCACUGCACACCGCGCCUCGAUUAGUGUCUCCCAGAUCCGCCACUCCGGCCGGUCCCCCCCCCCUGCUUCUUCCUCGCUGCCGGCAGCCGCCAAGGAGAGAUCUUUCUGCGUGGUGGUGGAGUGGAGGUGGUGCAGAGUGUUCUUUGCCAUCGAGCUCGGCGGAGUGGUGGUGCUAGCUUAGGUAGCUGUGUGUGGGGGGAAGCGGCUGGGUUUGUGGGGGCAGUACCAUGAGAAGAUGAUGCGCGCCAAGGCCAAAGGUACAUUCCCGCCGCCGCCGGCGAUGAGGGAGAGCUGUACUCCGGUGCAGCCUGCUGCCGCGGCGGCGAAGGAGGAUGAGUGGGAGGUGCGGCCGGGGGGCAUGCUGGUGCAGAAGCGGAGCCCGGAGUCCGACGCCCCUGCCGCGCCCGUCCCCACCAUCCGCGUCAAGGUCAAGUUCAACGGCGUCUACCACGAGAUCUACGUCAACUCGCAGGCUUCCUUCGGUGAGCUGAAGAAGCUGCUGUCGGCGCAGACGGGGCUGCACCCGGAGGACCAGAAGAUCGUGUACAAGGACAAGGAGAGGGACUCCAAGGCGUUCUUGGACAUGGCCGGCGUCAAGGACCGCUCCAAGAUGGUGCUCCUCGAGGACCCCGCCGCGCAGGCCAAGCGCCUCCUCGAGCAGCGCCGCACCGACAAGGCGGAGCGCGCCGCCAAGUCCAUCUCCCGCAUCGGCCUCGACGUCGACAAGAUCGCCGCCAAGGUGACUGCGCUGGAGGGCAUCGUCGCCAAGGGCGGGAAGGUGGUCGACGCCGACGUGGUCACGCUCACCGAGGCGCUGAUGAACGAGCUGGUCAAGCUGGACGCCAUCGCCGCCGAGGGCGAGGUCAAGGUGCAGAGGCGAAUGCAGGAGAAGCGGGUGCAGAAGUACGUGGAGUCGCUGGACGCCAUCCGCGCCAAGAACGCGGCGGCGCACAAGGCCAACGGCAACGGCCACCACGCCAAGGCCGCCCGGGCGCCGCACCUCCCGCCGCGCCCGCCGCCGGUGUCGCAGCGGCGGCAGUUCCAGGCGCCGCCGGCGGCGCACACCGCUCCAAAAACCACCGCCUCUCCGGCGCCGGCGCCGCCCACGGCGAGCUGGGAGUCGUUCGACCUGCUGUCGUCGACGCCGUCCACGUCGUCGUCCACCGUGACGACCACCAUGGCCGCCGCCACCACCACCUCGCCGAUCCCACGGUUCGACUGGGAGCUCUUCUAGCUAGCUUCCCCGAUCGGUACACUACACUACACUACACACUUCACCUUUCUUGUCCAUUCAUCUCGGGAGCUCAUCGAUCGGUGGCCGGUCUCCUCCACUCCCUGAUCAUUAGCGCUCGCCAUUGUUUCUUUGAUUUCUUCUGUUCAUUCUUCCUCUUCUUCUUCUUCAUGUUUCUUUUCCUUUCGAGUGUAUAUCUACAAAAAAAGAAGAAACGCAACGCCCUGCAGAUCGAGUGUGUUCAGUCAGUCAGUCAGUUCAGCUCAUCCUAGUUCAUCCAUCCAUCCACGCAUUGUCACACAGCAAAAAUAAAUGGUGGUGGACUGGUGGCAUCAUGAUGAAGAUCGAAUUUUCUCGGUGACACUAUAUGAUGAAUAUAUAAAAAAAGACAGCAUGUAUAUGUGAUUCACACA
Oryza brachyantha (malo sina) is the source of this 1908-nucleotide messenger RNA. Its product is annotated as BAG family molecular chaperone regulator 3. Bases 500 to 1498 code for a protein of 332 amino acids. Gene Ontology annotation, biological process: protein stabilization. Lineage: Eukaryota; Viridiplantae; Streptophyta; Magnoliopsida; Poales; Poaceae. The record is from RefSeq and is a predicted model, not a curated record. Gene Ontology annotation, cellular component: cytoplasm. Gene Ontology annotation, molecular function: adenyl-nucleotide exchange factor activity; protein-folding chaperone binding. The transcript has 4 exons.